UUUGGUAAGUAUGCAUCACAAAGAGUUGCUCCCCUUGGACGGACGGCAAAAUGGAGAAAGAUUAUGACAUUUUAUCAAAAUACAGAGCAGUAACAAACAAACUACGAAAGCGAUUUCUGAAGAAACCUAAUGUAUCAGAAGGCAGUGAACACUUUGCAAGUUUGGCAAAGUCUCUGCGUCAACAAGAAUGUCCACAGUAUGCUGGCUUUUGUUGUCUGGCCCAGGCACGAUGUGAGCACACACUUGCCAAUGGCCCAGGAGAAGCUCAGGCUCUCACUGAUGCUGCACGGAACUUCAUGGAAGCAGAGCUCGCAGAUUGUUCCAUCAAGUGUCCAGGGUUCGAGGAACACCUUACAGCAUCCAUCAACUGCUAUAGCCAUGCUAUUCGGGUUCAUGUUGAAAACAAGCAGGUGGCGAUGGCUGCAAGUUUGAGUCUGGAGUUAGGGUAUGCUCUCAAGAGUCUGAACAAGCCGGGAGAAGCUAUUGGACAUUUCCAGCGCGCCACAGAGUUACAGUCACAGAGCCCACUUGAUUGUCUGGAGGCACUCGGCGUGGUCGCUCAGUGUAAAAUAGAAACAAAAGACUAUGAGGGAGCACUGACAGUGUUAACAGAAAUGGCUUACUUAGCUCAGGAACGAGGAGGGUCCUCGGCUACAGGCAAGCCAAUCGGAGCGUACUGUGAUAUCCUGGCACGGUGUGAGGUCACCAGGGUUUUGUUGCUCAUGUUGUUACAACCCACACCCCAGCGUAUUCGCCCAGAGCAUGCUCAGACACUGGAGACGUAUGCCUGGGAAACCACGGAGGACAACUCAACAGUGCAGUACUUGGGAGAAGAUCUGUUCCUGUUACUUCAGUCAGUUGUGAUGGCUUGCCAGUCACGUGAUGUUGAGAGUCUACAAAGUCUUCAGAUUGACUUGUGGCCGAACCUAACUACGGAACAGAACGAGUUACUUCACCUUGUUAUUCAGGAGUUAUCUCACCCUUCUGGUGAGGGAGUCUGAUUUAAAACUGUCGAAAUUCUGAAAAAGUCUUUAUUAUUCUGGCUUGUGAAUGGAAACAGGGACCAAAGAUGCCAGAGUCCAGAGGUUAACCAGGCCCAGCUCAAGUGCAAGAACACCUAAUGUAGCCAUUUUCUAGAUCAUUUGUAUUGCCUCUCAGUGCACAGAAAUGAACUUGAGCAUUAGAACCAUCAUUUGGCCUACUGGUUCCAUUCCAGCUACACUGACAGUUUUCAUUAUGAAAGCAAUCAUCAUGCUGAAGACUUUACAUAUUAUUAUAUUAAUCCCUGUUUAAAAAACAUUGAACUGUAAACAUCAAGAACACUGAACAGGAGUCAAAUCAUUGCUUUGUGCAUGAUUUCAAGCUACUGGGUUUAUCGAGACUACAUACCCCGGUACUAUUAUAUACAUGCAAUAAGACUCAUUUCCAGGAAACUAAAAUUACCAGAUUAAUCAUCCGAUUUAAAAACAAACCUGAAUAUAUCUUCGGACAUCCUGUUAGGUAUAUUUAUGCCAAAAUAACAUGCAAUUCCCAUAUUUGAUUAUUGUCAAGGCCUGGGAAAUGCUAUACAUGGGAAGCCGUUUCAUCACACAAAAUUGAUAUUGAGGACCUUGCUUGUAAAGAAACAAAUGAACAAGAUUGGAGUACUCUGAAUCUGAAGACAAACAUGCUUUUCCCUAUUGAUUAAUCAUGGAAAACAUAAAAAUGUUCAAACAAUAUUUAUUAAAAAAUAAAGUGAUUCACAAGACUUGA
Molecule: messenger RNA, 1752 nt
Organism: Gigantopelta aegis
Lineage: Eukaryota; Metazoa; Mollusca; Gastropoda; Neomphalida; Peltospiridae
Product: 40-kDa huntingtin-associated protein-like
Exons: 11
Coding region: 51-1001 (316 amino acids)
Biological process (GO): vesicle cytoskeletal trafficking
Cellular component (GO): early endosome
Molecular function (GO): protein binding
Source: RefSeq, a predicted model, not a curated record